This is a messenger RNA of Ixodes scapularis (black-legged tick), 2815 nucleotides long. RefSeq names its product sialin. The coding region runs from base 403 to 1953 and encodes 516 amino acids. NCBI's taxonomy places the organism in Eukaryota, Metazoa, Arthropoda, Arachnida, Ixodida, Ixodidae. The record is from RefSeq and is a predicted model, not a curated record. Gene Ontology annotation, molecular function: transmembrane transporter activity. The transcript is spliced from 11 exons. Gene Ontology annotation, biological process: monoatomic anion transport; transmembrane transport.
AGGUUGCCUAGGUCUCUGACCAAUCACAGGGAGGUGGUUGUUCUCUCUUUAGUUUCUCGGCAGCAUCCGUGGCUCUUUGGCAGCUUUGGCUCUCGCUUUGCUUUCGCACUUUGACGCGAGCUAAGAAGGAAGCUGCGAAUUUCAACAUCGGACGGCAUAUUUAGCCUUCGACCCAUGGGAUGUCUCGCGUUUCCUUACGUUGCACCGUGAUUUGGGUCCUGCUGACGCCGGUUUUCUGGGGCACUCGGGCCCGCACAACAGAGUAGCAUCACAACAAGCCACACAGCAAGAUGCGUGGGUUGCUGUCCAUCUGCGAUCAUGGCAGUUAAUAGGCCGGAUCGUACAGCUCUGGCCCAAGCUUUGAGUUGCCGGAUGCGUUGAGCGACAGUCCCACAGACAGGCAUGGCGAAGUUUCGAGUACCGGGUCGCUUUGUGCUGGCCAGCUUGCUGUUUGGAGGAAUGACAAUCUUGUCGACACAGAAAUUUGACCUUGGCAUUGCCAUUAUUGCCAUGGUUCACGAGACAGCACCUCCGGCGGUGUUCAAGGAACCAGAGAACAACACGGUGCUGUUACCUCCCACGGCAUGUUCAAAUGUUGCGAAUGGCACUUGCGAGGACGACGAUGAGCGCGCAAACCGCUUCUCGACGUUUGCCUGGUCGCCCGCCAUUCAAGGGGUCGUCCUGGGGUCGUACUUCUACGGCGUCAUGGUGCCGCAGGUCCUGGGCGGCCGCCUCGCCGAGCGCUACAGCGCCAAGUGGGCGCUUGGCAGCGGCAUGCUCGCUUCUUCCUGCCUCUCAUCCAUGACCCCGUGGUCGGCCAGUCUCGGGGUGGCGCCCCUGGUCGUGCACAGGAUAAUCCUCGGCUUUGUGCACGGGCUGAGCAUGCCGGCGGGGGUGGCACUGGUAGCCCGGUGGGCACCCAAGAAGGAGCGAAGCACCUUCAUGGCCAUCAUAUUCUGCGGUCGCUACCUCGGCAUCGUGGUUGCCAUGUUGCUCUUUGGACACCUCUCCGGAACUGGCAUUGCAGGGGGCUGGCCUUUUCCCUUCUACGUCUCAGGGAUCAUCGGGAUUUCGUGGACAAUACUGUGGUAUUUUCUGGCUUACGACGACCCCGCUUGUGACCCGAAGGUGGCAGAACCUGAACUAUGCAAGAUACGAGACACUAACAUGGUUGGACCUCUCAAAGUGGAGACAAUGAAGCGACCAGUCCCGUGGGGUGCAGUGCUGACGUCUGCACCAGUGUGGGCCCUAGUGGCUGCACGUUUCUCGAACAUGUGGGUGUCUCUGCUCCUUUUCACCAAGCUGCCUUCUUAUGCAAAGUCUGUUCUGAGCCUCUCCAUCAAGGAGAAUGGAAACUUCAGUGCAAUUGUGUUUACUUUCACAAUCUUCUCCAUGCUGGGCUCUGGCGUUUGUGCGGACUUCCUUCUUCGCCAAGGACUGAAGCCAACGUUCGUCAGGAAGUUGUUUCAGCUAACAGCCAACCUGGGGCCUGCACUGUGCCUUUUUGGGCUCACUGUGGCUGGCACUGACCACUGGCUUGUGCUUUCCUUGCUGGUCAUUGGGAAAGUGACGCUAGGAGCAUUCACCGGUGGAAACGCACCCGCAGUCGUAGAUUUGGCGCCAAUGUACUCGGCCACCCUGAAUGGGAUGAUCACAACCUUUGGGCAAUCAACGGGCAUAUUCGCUCCUCUGGUUGCUGGACUGUUGAUCGAUCCCACAAAGGGCAGUCAAGUGGCACACUGGUCCCGAAUCUUCUACCUGUCAGCAGCCAUAAGUUUACUGGGAGGGGCCAUCUUCGCCAUUUUCGGAUCAGCCGAAAGGCAGUGUUGGGCUGAUCCGGAUUACAACAAGUCAGUGCGGCUGAAAGACCCUGCUGAGGAAGGAGUCACUUCAGAAUCUGUGCUGAUCAGUGCAACAGAGCUGCCAGCCUCACAGUUGCCGGUGAACAGUUAAUUGUGCCUGGAGUGUUCUGUGCCAAAACCAAACUUUUUUUUUGUGGCUCUUCAGUGGAGCUUGAUGUAACAGUGCCUCGAGAACAGUCAACAUUGGAAGGAGGAGUAUGCUUUGUGAUUCAGUUAGAAGAUAUGUGUCACCUUUCAUGAUUGCAACGUCAUCACUUGGACAUGAUCCUUUGAGGACAAUCUGCAUUGUUUGUCGUUUCCUAUUUUGUAUGAUGUUUGGUGGGGAAUCCUUUUAAGACCUGUUUUGUGGUUUGCUUUUACUGGGGUCCUGAGGCCUCCAAAAUCUAAACAAGGGAACCGUGCUUCAUAGAAAAACAGGGGCCAAACAAUUUUUUUAAUUUUGCUGCAGAUCUGCAGAUACGGCUCUUGUUUAUAUGGUGAAACAUUAUUAUUAACUAAGGUCUUUUAACUCUUUAUUUGCAAGUUUCCUGAACUGUUGAUUUUGUUGUGAUACUUUUAGCAUGUUUCACAUGUAGUUUAUUUUUUACUUUGCUGGAACCCCAGCAUAUGUGUUCAGUGGAAGCAAAGGUCCAUUUAUUAUACAUUGACAGCUCUAGAUCUGAACUUCCAAGCUUUUAAAGGCACACAUUGUGUUACAAACUGCAAUGCCAGGAGGUCAAGUAGAGUGCCUAUCUAGUCCUGGAGACAACUAAUUGCUGGGUGAAGGUUUCAAACAAAUACAGGAGUGUAAUGGGCCUCAGGCAUUUUGCUGUGUUUUGGUACUAAACCUGAGAUGUCCAAGAUGUUUGUAUUCAAUUGUGUGACAAACAAAAGCAAUCUUCAGCUAUGUCUGCUGCUCAUCAGUCUUGUUGCCCUACAUUGUCUGGCGAUGCAAUAAACAUGAUUUUAACUUA